UGAAGCUUCUAAUUCUCUAUGCCUCUUGCUAAAAAUACUUUUCAACAGAGAGAAUCUGUGCAAACAACGAGAAGGCCGUAUGCUGAAUCCUACCUUUCAGUCUUGAAAUCUCUGUGAAAAAGUUGUUUUUGACAUGUCUAUCCCGAUGGAAUAUAAUUCAAUCUACAGAGGUUCACAAACUAUGGAUAAUCUGGAGAAACAGCUGAUAUGCCCAAUAUGUUUGGAAAUGUUUACGAAACCUGUUGUGAUCCUGCCUUGUCAGCACAACCUGUGUAGAAAAUGUGCAAAUGACAUUUUUCAGUCUCGUGGCACAGCUGGAGUUUCAGGAGGUCGGUUCCGGUGUCCAUCCUGUCGUCACGAGGUUAUUCUGGAUAGACAUGGAAUUUAUGGACUCCAGCGAAAUUUGUUGGUGGAAAAUAUUAUUGACAUUUAUAAACAAGAGUCUUCAAGGUCUACUGCAAAACCUGAGCAGCCAACAUGUGAAGAGCAUGAUGAGGAAAAGAUUAACAUUUAUUGCACUUCAUGUGAGGUUCCCACGUGCUCACUCUGCAAAGUAUUUGGUGCACACAAGGAUUGUGAAGUUGCCCCUCUUCUAAAUGUCUACAAACAACAAAAGCAUGAACUUAAUGAUGAAAUUGCAGCACUUGUUGCAGCCAAUGAUGCAACACAAACAUUUAUCGAUCAUCUGGAAGAAACAAGCAAACAUAUCGAGGACAACUGUAGAAGUCAAAAACAAAUCAUGCGUGAAAAGAUUGACUCCCUAAUUGCAAUCUUGGAAGAAAGAAAACAGCAAAUGAUGCAAAAAAUCACAAGUGAACAAGAGGAAAAAAUGACCCACUGCAAAUCCUUGAUAAAAUCAUAUGCUGAACGUAUACAGUCCAUGUCUAAGCUUGUAGAGACUGCUCUACAAUCCUUGGAAGAACCGCAAAUGGCAGUCUUUCUGCAGAAUGCAAAGAUAUUGACAGCUAAACUUUCAGAGGCAACAAGAGCAUCAGUGAUUGAAGAUUUGGAACAUAACUAUGAAAAUAUGAAUCACUACAAUGUAGAUGUUGAGAAGGAACAGAAUCUGCUCCAAGCAAUUAAUUUCCACAAAGUUGAAGAGCAAACUGAAGAAGGAGUUGAAGAUGAGGAAGGUGCAGCAGAGAAGAAUGAAGACACUGAAAUUGUGACUGGACAUUUAGAAACGCCUAGGACAGAACCUUCAGAUGUUAUCACCAAAGUCUUAACCAUGGAGAAAUCUAAUGUUGAAUCUUUAGAUAAUGUGGCUAAAAUCCAUUUCACAACAGAAAUCACCACAGAAACUUUAGGAACUCCAGAUAUUUUUUCUUCAAAUCAGGAUCCCAACAUUGCAGGUUCUGUGGAUAAAGUUCACCAGGAGGAAAAGCCCGAUCCUGAAUCAUCAGGUGAAAUCUUUGAAGUUUUUGAAGUGGAAGAACCCAGUGCUGAGUGCUCAGGUCCUUUGUUUGAAGGUCAGGAAGAAGAAGGGUCCAUUACUGAGACUCCAUUUGUUGUGGUUGAGGUCGCUGAGAAGGGAGAGUCCAAUGCUGAGUCUGCAGGUAGUGGGUUCGAUGUCUCUGAGGAGAGCAAACCUGCUUCUGAGUGUCCAGGUGCCGUGGCUAAGGCCCCAGAGGAAGAACAGCCCAGCUCUCAAUCUCUAGGUGAUGUGGCUGAGGUCCCAGAGGAAGGAGGGUCCAGCUCUCAAUCUCCAGGUGCCAUGGCUGAGGUCCCAGAGGAAGGAGGGUCCAGCUCUCAAUCUCCAGGUGCUGUGGCUGAGGUCCCAGAAGAAGGAGGGUCCAGCUCUCAAUCUCCAGGUGCUGUGGCUGAGGUCCCAGAGGAAGGAGGGUCCAGCUCUCAAUCUCCAGGUGCCGUGGCUGAGGUCCCAGAGGAAGAACAGCCCAGCUCUCAAUCUCUAGGUGCCGUGGCUGAAGUCCCAGAGGAAGGAGGGUCCAGCUCUCAAUCUCUAGGUGCCGUGGCUGAGGUCCCAGAGGAAGGAGGGUCCAGCUCUCAAUCUCCAGGUGCCGUGGCUGAGGUCCCAGAGGAAGAACAGCCCAGCUCUCAAUCUCUAGGUGCCGUGGCUGAGGUCCCAGAGGAAGGAGAGUCCAGCUCUCAAUCUCUAGGUGAUGUGGCUGAAGUCCCAGAGGAAGGAGGGUCCAGCUCUCAAUCUCCAGGUGCCGUGGCUGACGUCCCAGAGGAAGAACAGCCCAGCUCUCAAUCUCUAGGUGCCGUGGCUGAGGUCCCAGAGGAAGGAGGGUCGAGCUCUCAAUCUCUAGGUGAUGUGGCUGAGGUCCCAGAGGAAGGAGGGUCCAGCUCUCAAUCUCCAGGUGCCGUGGCUAAGGUCCCAGAGGAAGAACAGCCCAGCUCUCAAUCUCUAGGUGCCGUGGCUGAGGUCCCAGAGGAAGGAGGGUCCAGCUCUCAAUCUCUAGGUGAUGUGGCUGAAGUCCCAGAGGAAGGAGGGUCCAGCUCUAAAUUUCCAGGUGCCGUGGCUGAGGUCCCAGAGGAAGGAGGGUCGAGCUCUCAAUCUCCACGUGCUGUGGCUGAGGUCUCAGAGGAAGAACAGCCCAGACACCAAUCUCCAGGUGCUGUAACUCAGGUCCCAGAGGAAGGAAGGUCCAGCUCUGAGUUUCCAGGUGCUGUGGCUGAGUCCCCAGAGGAAGGAGGAUCCAGCUCCGAGUGUUCAGGUGCUGAGGCUAAGGUCCCUGAAGAGGAAGAGGAAACCAUCCCUGAGUCUUUGGAUGCUGUGGUCAAAGUCCAUAAAGAGGAAGAGCUCAGCUCUGAAUCUCCAGAUACUGUGGCUGAAGUCUCUAAAGUGAAAGAGACCAGCUCUGAGUUUCCAGGUGCUGUAGCUAAGGUCCAAGAGGGCAAAGAGUCCAGCUCUGAAUGUCGAAGUAGUGUAGCUGAAGUUUCAAAAGAGAAAGAGACCAGCUCUGAAUCUCCAGGUACUGUGGAUGAUGUUUCUAAAAACAAAGAGCCCAACUCUGACUCAUUGGGUGCUACAGAUGAAGUCCCUGAGGAAAAAGAGUCCAGCUCUGAGUGUUCAGGUGCUGAGGCUAUGGUCCCUGAAGAGGAAGAGGAAAUCAUCCCUGAGACUUCAGAUGCUAUGGGUGAAGUCUCUAAAGAGGAAGAACUCAGUUCUGAAUCUUCAGGUGCUGUGGGUGAGGUCCCAGAGGAAAAAGUGACCAUCAGUGAAACUCCAGGCACUGUGGCUGAUGUCCAUAAAGUGAAUGAGGAUCCCUGCCCAGUGUCUUCAGGUGCUGCAGAUGGGAUCUCAAAGGAAAAAGAGUUGAACCCUGAAUCUUCAGAUGCUACGGCUGAUGUCUCUGAGGAGUCUAGUGCAUAUACAAUUACAAUGGCUGAAAUUUCAGAAAAGGAGACCAAUUUUGAGUCUUCAGGUGUUGUGGCUGAUGUCUAUACAAAGUCCUCAGAUGCAGCGGAUGAUGUUCCUCCUGAGGAAGUUUUGAAUUCUGCAUCUCAUUUUGUAAAGGAUGAAGGCCUUUCAACAGAGGAGUCAAAUAUUGUGACUUCAGAUCUUGUAAAUGCAAUUCCUGAAACAAAAGAAUCCAAUGAGACAUUCCUAGAUGUUCCAAAUGCAGCCUCUAACAUGGAAGAAAAUCAUAUGUUGACUACAGACACUGGGGAACCAGCAAAAAAAAUCCUUACUCCUACAACUAUACUUCUUCCAGACAAAGUCUCUGUCAUAGAAGAAUCUAUGGUUGAACCUCCAGGUAGUACAAUUGCCAUAUCUACAAAGCAAGAGCUCAAUGAUCCACUUUCAGAUACUGUCAAUGCCAUGGAUUCCAUUACGGCAUCUCCAAUUGUUGUACAUAGUGUAUGCCCAAUAGGCGAAUCAGAAGUGGCAUCUUCAUGUAUAUUGGAUGGAAUUCCUCCAGGUGGAGAACCAAUUAUUCCACUGAUAGAUGUUGAAGCCUGUAAAUUAGGACAAGAAAAAACUGAAGUUGAGGAAUUUGAAGCAAUUGUACAGCAGGAUGCUAUAUUAAGUGGAAGUUUUAAUGCUGAUGAUUUAAAAAUGACACAAUUGUUGGAAGUGGUUGAUGAAGAAAUCAAACUGUACCCAGGGGGGCAAAAAUGUGAUUCAUGGCAUGUAAUUAAUUCCUCUGGGCCUGCUCCAAAUGCCGUCCAGCAUGUCACCUGUCAAGAUCAGAUUGGGCCAACAUCAACAACAAAGAAAGAACUGGAGUCAGAGCACAACUCUGUUGGAACUGCUGAAGGCUCACCAGGUGUCAUGAAAAAGUCUGACAGUGAAAAUGAAGUGUCAUCACCUGUCAUACAGAUGGAAAGCCCAGGGUCUGCUAUAGAAGCCACUGUACAACAGACGACAAGUCGUGAACCAAGCAUAACUGACUCUCCUCGCCAUAUCUUUUCAUUUUCUUGGUUGAAUGCUCUCACCAAGUAGAGAAGCAGAAGGAUUUUCCAAUUGUUGCUUUGCAAGGAAGCAGUUUUAACCAGUGACUGUCAUUCAAUGUUUGUUUGAUGCUUGAAGUGACAAGUGGCAUUAUUAUUUCAGACUAUGCACAAGAGGACAGCUUAUUAAAACAGAGGUGGUCGAUGUUUUGUUUAGUUUAUUCCAACAAUAGAGAAUGGCUAUUUACAUGUAACUGUUUUAUAAAGCUCAAGCUUUCUAUGUAACUUUGCCAAUGUUUUCUUGUUAUAAACAACAUUUUAAAAAGCAAACUACAUCACACAUAUAUUAAAUGCCAUACUUCUGCAUUUUUUUGUAAUAAAACAGCUGGUAGUUAUACCUGAGGGUGCUGUGUGUCUAUUGACAUGAAAUAUUAUAGAGGCUCUGUACUUAGGUAAAGAACUAUUGAGAACGUCAGUCCAUGUUAUUCAGGAACAAUGAUUUAACUUUCUGUUGCAACUAGGUGAGAAGGGAUGAAUCAGCUCCCCUCCUUGGUUGGCUGUAACACAGAUUUAUGUUUGAAGCAUGGGAAUAAAUCUGUCUCUAAUAAAAAGGUAAUUACUCAACAUCUAUUGUAGCAGUAAGGCAUCAAUUAUAAGGUUUUCUUGAGUGAAAUUAAAGAUAAUUUCAA
Chiloscyllium plagiosum (whitespotted bambooshark) is the source of this 5048-nucleotide messenger RNA. NCBI's taxonomy places the organism in Eukaryota, Metazoa, Chordata, Chondrichthyes, Orectolobiformes, Hemiscylliidae. The record is from RefSeq and is a predicted model, not a curated record.